Molecule: messenger RNA, 300 nt
Organism: Geodia barretti
Lineage: Eukaryota; Metazoa; Porifera; Demospongiae; Tetractinellida; Geodiidae
Source: the annotation of a GenBank genome assembly
CAGGGUUGGACUCACAAUUGAGUCCCAGGUUCCAGAUAAGCCACGCGUUGCCCAGAGAUUAUCUGCUAAUCAUGUGUAGAGUGCCCUGCAGAAGUAUUUACUGUUCCAGGACUAGUCAACAACAUCCGAAUGUCCUCUUGCGACGUUCUGUCAUGGGAUCCUCCAAAUGACGGUGGAAGUUGCAUCUCAGAGUACAGAGUUCGAAUCUUCAAUGGUGAAACAUACGGCAGUUCCAAUGAGAGGAGAGUGUUAAUCGUGAGAGGAAGGAAUGUGACAAUGAGUUGGGUCCCUUCACAUGGC